This is a messenger RNA of Erinaceus europaeus (western European hedgehog), 954 nucleotides long. Its product is annotated as olfactory receptor 2B11. Gene Ontology annotation, biological process: G protein-coupled receptor signaling pathway. Gene Ontology annotation, cellular component: membrane. The coding region runs from base 1 to 954 and encodes 317 amino acids. NCBI's taxonomy places the organism in Eukaryota, Metazoa, Chordata, Mammalia, Eulipotyphla, Erinaceidae. Gene Ontology annotation, molecular function: G protein-coupled receptor activity; olfactory receptor activity. The transcript has a single exon. The record is from RefSeq and is a predicted model, not a curated record.
AUGAAAAAUAACAACCAGAGCUUCUUAGAGGCGCCCCCUCAUGACUUCAUCCUUCUGGGUGUUUCCGACAGGCCAUGGCUAGAGCUGCCUCUGUUUGCCAUCCUGCUGGUGUCCUACGUGCUGGCCAUGCUGGGCAACAUCGCCAUCAUCCUGGUGUCACGGCUGGACCCCCAGCUCCAGAGCCCCAUGUAUGUCUUUCUCCGCCACCUGUCCUUCCUGGACCUGUGCUACACCACCACCACGGUGCCCCAGAUGCUGGUCAACAUGGGCAGCUCCCGGAAGACCAUCAGCUAUGGCGGCUGCACAGUGCAGUAUGCCAUCUUCCACUGGCUGGGCUGCACCGAGUGCAUUGUGCUGGCCGCCAUGGCCUUGGACCGCUACGUGGCCAUCUGUGAGCCCCUGCGCUAUGCUGUCAUCAUGCACAGGGCACUGUGCCUGCGGCUGGUGGCCACAGCCUGGCUCAGUGGCUUCGGUAACUCCCUGGUGCAGGUGGUGCUGACAAUACAGCUGCCCUUCUGUGGGCGCCAGGAGCUGGACAACUUCUUCUGUGAGGUGCCAGCCAUGAUCAAGCUGUCCUGUGCUGACACGGCUAUCAAUGACGCCACACUGGCCGGGCUGGUGGCCUUCUUUGUGCUGCUACCCCUGGCCUUCAUCCUGCUAUCCUACGGCUUCAUCGGCCACGCAGUGCUCAGGAUCCAGUCUUCCAAGGGCCGGCACAAAGCCUUUGGCACCUGCUCCUCCCACCUGGUGGUGGUGUCGCUCUUCUACCUGCCCGCCAUCUACAUGUACCUGCAGCCACCCUCCCGCUACUCCCAGGAGCAGGGCAAGUUCAUCUCCCUCUUCUACUCCAUCAUCACCCCCACGCUCAAUCCCUUCAUCUAUACCCUGCGGAACAAGGAUGUAAAAGGUGCUCUGAGAAGGCUCCUGGCCAGGACUGGGCAGCUCUGCCGAUGA